This is a messenger RNA of Columba livia (rock pigeon), 2356 nucleotides long. RefSeq lists its product as uncharacterized. The coding region runs from base 501 to 2198 and encodes 565 amino acids. The record is from RefSeq and is a predicted model, not a curated record. NCBI's taxonomy places the organism in Eukaryota, Metazoa, Chordata, Aves, Columbiformes, Columbidae. The transcript is spliced from 2 exons.
GAUAAGAGGCAGAGCAGCUGCUCCCAUGUGAUUUCAGCUUCCCUAAUCAGAAGAGGAUAAGGAAAGACAACAAAAGUGUCCUUGGGAAGGCAGGAGGAGGGAUGCAGCACCUGCAGAAUGAGACGCCACCAAGAAAGUGCCAGAUCCACCGUAGCUCUGCGGUGAUCGUCUCCAGGCUCCCGGGACUGCCAGGACAUCCAGCCAAGGAUUGGUGAGAUCUUAUUAUCGGGAUUCCUACUACUCCUCUGCUUUGCUUCACCUGUUCCCGCAUCCCUUCCCCAUCCCCUUCCCGGGAGCCGGCGGGUCGCACCAGCCGCCCGCUCGGCCGCGGCCACCUCAUCCCCAUCUUCCCCUUCCCUCCCUGCCAGGUUCGGCAUCCCCUCGUGGGGGCUUUUUGGAAGGGUAGGUUGCAGCCUUCCUCUGCGGGUGGGUUGGCGGUGCGGGUGUUAUGGUAGCUUUGCCCUGAGACUGAGCUGUCUUGGAUCUCAUUCCCCUCAACCAUGAUGUCUGACAUUGUUAGUAACUGGAAGCUGGAGCAGUUUGUGCUCCAGAAGUGUCUCCCCCCAAUUUGGUCUCCAGGGUCCUUCCAGGGUGCAGACGCAUACCAGCAGCUCUGCCAGCAGUGGGAGAGCUGGUCAGAGGAGUCCAAAAAACCUAAACCCACAAACAAGUGCAAGAAGCGGGCGGCUUUGCAGGGUUUAUUGAUGGUGGGCAGGGAGUUGUCCAAAUUGCUGAAGGAGGCUCUUGAGAGUGUGAAGACCUUAGAGGAGGCCAAGGGUGAGCUCAGAAGGCAGGUGGACAACCUGCAGGCAGAGGUGCAGGGUUUGCGCGGGGACUCUUUGCGGAACGCGGUAGAGAUCAACCGGCUGGAGAACAAGCUGGGCUACGAGAAGCUGAAAACGGAGGAGCUGGAGAAGGAGGUCGGGAAGUGGAUCGGGGAGACCCAUGACGCGCAGAGCGCGGUGCGGGCGGUCCUGCAGGAUGUCCAGCGGGACCGGGGCACUGGUCCUGAUCACAAGGUGUGCCACGCCAAGAUCCAGGAGCUGCAGGCAGAGCUUGGGGUGUCAAGGGGCAUUGUGGCUGCCAUCCAAGGCAAGAGGACCCGGUUUGGGAACAGUGAAGGGGAGGACUCCCUGGACUCACAUCCACCCCAUUAUGACUAUGAGGAUGAUGUCUGGGGUGCCAACGGCCCCACCAGGCCAUCCCCGUACGCUCCUCUGCGGGAGGAGGUGUGCCAGCUGCAAGGAGGGGACACGGAGGCUUCCAAAACUAAAAAGAGCCCCCCGGAUGAGCCAGCCCACCACGGCCCGCUCCAGGCCAUAGACACCAACAGGGCUGUGCUCUGGUUUACCCCUGAGCAGCUCAAGACAGUGGGGAAGAUGCUGGGGCCAUUGACGAAGGACACAGCGGUCAACUGGCUGUCCAGAGCCCAGCGGCUGCCCAGGUGCCAGAGCGUCAACGCGGUGAGUGACCUGAUAGACGUGGUGAGAAAGUGCAUGAAACCGGAUGAUUUCGCGGCGCUCCCGGGGGAUGUGCAGAUGGGCAACGUGCAGAACAUUGGGGAUGUCCAGUCAGCCGUGCUGAAGGUGUUCUUCCCAGAGGUUAACCCCUUGGUGCUCUUCCACCAGGAGAGGCAAAGCCCAGAGGAGCGGCCGGACGCCUACGUUAACCGUAAGAAGAUGCUCUACCAGAUGGCCGGGCUGCCCGGCUCAAAGGAUGCCCCCCUUGAUUUUGACAGGCCUGAAUUCAAGGAGCCACUAGUGAUGGGGCUGACCCCCCCACUGCGGGUGAUUGCUGGUGGGGAUGCGGCCAGGAAGCCGCUGUCAGAGCUGGAGCAGAUCCUGACCCAGAAUUUCGAGUUGCAAAAGCAGGCGUUCCCGGGGUACAUGAUGGGGGGGAAGAAAGGGAAACUCUUGGCCGCCUCCUUCCAAAAUGCAGGCAUGAGAAAAAUGCAAGGAGACAACCGCAAAGAUCCUGACAGCAAGGGUGGUGUGGGGAAGGAGAACCAGCCAGGGCUGAGGUUUCAAAAGUCCAACCCUUGGCGGGCUGAGCUGAGGAAACGCUUGAUUAAAUACGAGAAGCAGGAGGAUAUUGAUGGCUUGCCGGAUGCUGAGCUCUUCCAAAAACUGGCCCUGCAUGAGGCCAAAAAGCACAGCAGCUCCAACCCGAUUGACCCGGGGUCUAAAGUUCAACAAUAGGGCUGCCAGGCACCCGCAUCGCCCCUUUUUGUGGCACCGAUUAAGACCGAUUUGUGGGGGCGCCUGAUAGUUGAUAUAACUAUUGGAGGAGGGGUGCUUGGACAAGUGAUGUUAAUUGAUACUGGUGCCUCUUAUUCAAUUCUGAAUAUGGUCCCUGG